CAACACCGAACGGUCACAGUGUACUAUUUUUGGCCAGCGGUGUUUAUCGCAGUACGAGGUUCAACGACAGCGUGAAACGCGGCACGCCACCGGAUGUGGUACAGCUUUGGAGGCAGGUCGCUUGGUGUGGAAGCUUCCGGUGAACGGUUAGAACAAUCAAUAUUGCUAGAAAGAUGCACGUUUUUGUGUUCGACGAUGCGAGGCAAAAGCGAAUGGGGUAAAGUUGGAGGGAUGCCCUGGCAUCCACUUCCCGCGUCGAUCGUAGUUUGUUUAUGAGAUGCAAAUUGGAUCAAUCGGUCAAUCGGAGGAGCCAAUUAUGACCUGUGAGCAAUUGUGUGUGAUAUCUCUGCCGUCAUCGUGGCUAAAGUUUUCGUGUAAUAUGCUAAUUAAAUCUCGCGUGAUACUAGCCCAAAUGGCAGUGCAGUCAACCUGCUUGGAGUUUGUAAUAAACCGUUCGCAUUGAAAGUAUACCGUGGGCGUUUUUACCAUGCAAAAGUGAAAAUUAUAUGAAGUGAAUAUUCAAAAGCAUGUUAGUGGAUCUGUAUCAUGGCCGCUAUCGAUGUGGUGACGGAUGUGUUUAAUUAGCAUACAGCAUAACAUAAUUAAUGGAUUAUGUUACCGAGGUACGCUUCCCGUAGGCAAAGAAGCCGUGCAAACAAAGAUGGGGAAAUACACAAACAAAGCCAUACAACCAUACCAACAAGCAUAGUGUAAAAGGUUUUUCCUAAUACCACAUCAAUGUACAGAAGUAUGAGUGGGCUUGAACACCGUGUGGAAGUUAAAAAAAAACCAUAAUCAUAACAUCAAAGCCAACAUCCAAUUAGCCGACGAGUGCAUUACAUAUUCAUACCGAACGGUUCCAACCGGUAUUAGUGAAUUGCAUCGCUAAAUUCAUUUUACUCUUGUAAUUGUCAAUUUGCCCUUGAAGUCAUUUUUAUUAUAAUUUUUGAAGCUCAGCAUGUACAUUCCAUAAACCAAAUCGAAAUGGUAAGGGAUAAAAUGUAAUCUUCGAAGGUAAUCAAUGUGAUUGUUUAUUUUCAUUCUAUUGUCAAAAUGCCAAACGCUACACUCUUUUGUUCUUUGGAUAGGAACAAUCUCAUUUCCUUCCUCUACGCAGAUGCAAUUAUGAAUCAAUAUUAGCAAUCUUCCAUUGCAUUGCAAACCCUUUUCGCUAGAAAAGAUGCUGGCCGCUGCACGAACAAGCAUUUCCAACCACAAUCAAGCAGGAUAUAAAGUUGAAAGAACUGCACUCCGCACAGGAUGCAAUAUCUGAAAGUGAAUGGAAUUAUCCAACCAAACCGCUUGGUGCGUGGAUUCGUACGGAAAUGUUUCGUAGUGUAAACCAAAAGUGAACAAGCGGCAGCACAGCACAGACGCUUAAACAUUAAACAAGUGACAAACCCCACAGCUGACUUGAUUAGUAGUGGGACAAGGAAUAAAGCUAUCCAACCCGGACCAAUGAAGAGCUAUCGCUCUUGACUCUUUCCUUUGAAACUCGUUCUACGACAUUCCCGUGCUCCGUCUAAUCAAGCGUUCCGACAAACACUUUGGCUGGUUGUGACACCCGGCGCCCGGCACUGAUAAUGGAACACACUCAUCAAUUAGUAAAGGUGACGAAUUUCAUGCUACACUUGAUUCUACUGCUGCCACUACAGCACACAACCUCGACCAGCGACAGUGAGGGAGGAAAUGCUCUGCCGAACAAUAUCGGUGCGAUUGGAGGGUUGGUGGGGAAAUCUUCCAGCGACUAUACCGGCCCGAUCACGGCUGGUGCGACUAUCACAGGCAGCGGGCGCGAAAGGUCACACUUAAAAGGGACUGGAGGCUGUAAUCGGGUGGUGUUUAGCUCGAGCCGCAUCCGGAACGGUAGCAUCGCACCGUCCCAUUCGAAACAUUCCGGCCUGUUUCCAUCGAGCCUGUGCCAGCUGUACGAGUUUGUCGGCGAUGGAGCGGAACGUGUUCAGAUCAUCUUUUCGGAGUUUCGUCUUCCGUCGACGCUCGGGCCGACCGAAUGCGGUGACACGGAUAUCCUAAUGGUUUACUACAUCGUUAACGGUCGCGAGGAGCUCGUGGAGACGCUUUGCGGUGACACGCUUCCCAAGCCGAUACUGUCCGACGGAUCGAGGCUACUGUUGGAGCUGCGCAGUAGUUACAACAACACGGAAAACAAGGGAUUUACGGGGGACUUUUUCUUUCUCACAAAUUUUGGGAUUCCAAAUGGCUUUCAACCGAAUCAGUCCGAAUGCACCUUUCACUACUUCCGGAACGUCACCAGCCAGGGAUGGAUCCAGUCACCCAACUUUCCCGGAGCCUAUCCAAGAAACAUCAUCUGUAACUAUCUAUUUCACGGUGGGCCCAACGAUUUCGUCCACGUGCGCUUCACGUACUUCGAUAUCGAAGGAAUACGACCCUGCGACGAGGACACAGCCAGCGAUUACGUGGAGUUUUCUAAUUUUGUCACGCGCGAUCGCAAGUACGCGAUGUACUGUGGUAGCUGGCGCGAGCUAGUGGUACGCUCGGACGGUCGUUUCUUUCGCAUUACGAUGGUAUCGAACGAUCGUCUGGAUGGGACCGGCUUUCGGGCGCUCUACACCUUCGAAACGGUGCCGGUGGAGACGACGGAGCGGACCGAGGUAGCGUCGAUGGGCAAGGUCACCACGACCAGUGCCGCCAGCCGGGUACAUGGCUCACUGUCACUGAUGGCACUGAUUACGGUCCCUUCCUCACACGCCAUCACGAACGAAAUCGGCAUCAUUAGCAUCAUUGGUAUUGUGCUCAUAAAAUUCUGUUUAGACUGAUGACAACGUGGGAACAGCACACCGUCCGCGAAAAAAGAACAUCCCACACGGAACGACGGAUUUAAUGGUCGUGCACUGAAAUUGCUUCCGUUAUCAGUUUACGCAAGAAGGGCUCACGGUGGGAUGCAAUACAUCGUCCAAAGGAAGCUGCCCCAGAAAAGCUAUCCCUAAAAGUACUAGAAACCACGCAAAUCAAGGCUCGCACGUGUGCAAAUGAAAGAAUUUUAAACCAAUGGAUUUUUUUUUAAACCAAGAACUUGAUUUUUGUUUUUUUUUUGUGUUCAAAAGUUCUAACUGUAGAAAUCCAUAUCCUUUUUUAAAAUUAAUACAAGCUAGUAGAAUAAUUUAUGUUACCUAGGAAAAACUUUUACUAAAAUCAAACCGUUUUCAUAAAAAUUGUACAUAUUUCGAA
Molecule: messenger RNA, 3210 nt
Organism: Anopheles merus
Lineage: Eukaryota; Metazoa; Arthropoda; Insecta; Diptera; Culicidae
Gene: Sol1
Product: suppressor of lurcher protein 1
Exons: 8
Coding region: 1584-2798 (404 amino acids)
Cellular component (GO): plasma membrane
Source: RefSeq, a predicted model, not a curated record